Molecule: messenger RNA, 3051 nt
Organism: Tribolium madens (black flour beetle)
Lineage: Eukaryota; Metazoa; Arthropoda; Insecta; Coleoptera; Tenebrionidae
Gene: Vps50
Product: syndetin
Exons: 11
Coding region: 3-2882 (959 amino acids)
Biological process (GO): retrograde transport, endosome to Golgi; endocytic recycling
Cellular component (GO): EARP complex
Molecular function (GO): SNARE binding
Source: RefSeq, a predicted model, not a curated record
UUAUGUCAAGUGUCAAAGUGACAAGUGAUGUAAAUAAAUACUUAAUAUUUAUUAUUAAUAUUUUAUUCGGUGUUAUUUGCGUGAGAAUGGACGACUUGAAGCACAAAAUUCUCGGCCUGAUCAAUAAACAAGGGCCUAAAAUCCCAUCGAUGGGGUUCUCCGAUGCUAAUUAUCAUUUCCCCCAAGUGGAGAACUUGUCAAUUAAUAGUAAGACAGUUGCUGAGAUAAAUAGGCCCUCAGAUCAGGAAAUUCUUGAAAGUAUUGAAGCGGCCUAUUUUUCGAUCCGGGAGGAUUUUGACAUUUGCCGGUUUGAAUUGGGGAAAUUGCCCCAAACCCUUGACUGUGACCAAAUUCAACGCGACUUUAAAACCCUCAAACAGCAACAUCAAGUUGUCUCAAAAAAAGUCCUCCAAUUGAUUCUGGAGCACCAAAGUGGCUGUAAUCUUGAAUUUGAUAAAGUUUUAGAAAUUUUAGAACAAGUUAAGGAUACACUUCAAGAGUGCAAAACGAGUCGGAGACACUUGAAAGUGGCCGCGGACCAGUUUAGAGCCUCUCUUGAGUUGCUCGCAAACUACCGUAAACGCAAAAUCGCACAAAAUCUGCUAAAUAAUCUCAAAAUGAUCAAAUAUUUACGGUGUUAUGAUCAACGAUUACAAGGGCUUUUACACGACGAGGACUAUGCGGGGGCUAUCAUUGAACUCAAAAAGUGUCACAAAAUCGCGACAAAGUACCGUCAUUUCAGUUGCGUGGCUGCUCUAACCUACAAAUUGCAAGAAACUUUGGAGAGUACUGAUGGACAACUUGAUCGAGUUUUGGCUCAGACUUGUUAUCAUUUUGAUGGUGAGCGGUACCAGAAAUUACUCCUCGCUUAUCACCUACUUGACAAGUCAGAAAUUUCAAUUAUUGAUAAUUUGCAUGUCCAUUAUAUCACUGCGAUUUACAAUACGUCGCUAAAUGUGGUCCAUUCAUACGUCACUUCGGCUGAAAUACUCGAAAACCCCGAGACGAGCGGGAAAAAUCCCUAUAAAACACUUUGUCAAAAUGUGGGAAGCGACGUUUUUAUUCCAUGUUUGGUGAGUUUGUGUAAAGUCUUGUUCAAAAUUGUGCUAAGUUACCACAAAUUGAUCAAAUGGCAUAAUAAUCAAGACGAUGAAGUUGAGACAAGUUUAAACAAGCAAAAACUUGAUCACAAUUUAACGAAAAUCUGGGAUGAUGUGCAACGUAAAGUCUCAGGGCUUCUCUUAAACGCCGAUUUGGCGUCGUAUAAAUUCGACCAGUUUGUCCAAGUCCUUGGAGUCGUCCAUCGACUUAUCCAAGUUGGCGAAGAAUUCUGUUUGAGUAAAUCGGAUGAUUUGCAAGAAUCAAUUCGCAAACAAAGUGUCAACUAUUUCAAAAAUUAUCACAUCCAACGUUUGGAAGAAUUAAAAAUCUUUUUAGAGAAUGAAAUGUGGGAAAUAUGUCCGGUGAAACCCACUUUCACCCUGCUCCAAUUGCAAGAAUUCAAGUCUUUAAGAGGGGUUCUUAAGAAUUUUAAGUUGCGGAUGCCGUCCACAGGUGGCGCUUAUUCGACGAAUUCCACUGAGUGUUGUUCGUCGAAUCACUCGCAAGAUGGGAGUAGUAUUGUUGGGAAUUAUUUCGUGAGAUAUGCAGAAAGUGGGACUCCGUUUGAUUCGGGGCUUGAUGAGACUAUUAUCGAAGAGGAUAUUCUUGUGGGGGAGAAUGAUGGGUCUGGGUAUUUUUCUGAAGAGAGUGAUGAUGAACCAGAAGAGUUGAGAAGGGAUUUUGUUGAUGAGGAAAAUACAAGUCCUAGAAAGAGAGAAAAACAAAUCAAUUGUCUCAUUUUAACUAAUACCACAUUAUCGGUUUUGAGACAGAUGGGAAAGUAUCUACAAAUGUCGAGAUUAUUGAAACCAAUAGCGUUUCAAAUUAUCAAUUGUAUGAAUCAAUUGUUUGAUUUUUAUCUCUAUUCGGUUCAUGCGUUUUUCGCCGCUGAUUUGACCGUCGCUAGCAACUCUCUUUACUCGCCCGAGCUCACCCUGACCUUGAAAAAGAUCGCCGACAAUUUAGUCACCGAAUUAGAGGAGCCGCCCAAUGAAAACACGCCCAAAAUCCUAAAACCCGCCCUCUCACCAAUGGUGGACCUCACUAAACGCGAACACUUACACGGAUUGGCUGAACGUAUCGUGGGCGUGGAAAGUGUCAUUUUCCUCGCCAAACAAUACGAAUAUUUACAAGAAUUUCUCGAGUACUUAAUCCCGCCCACGAAUAAAAUAAUGUUACAACAAUUUUUCACACAGAAUAUUUCGAGUGCUGUGGACUUGCGAAAGCCUGUUUACAUGUCCGUGGGGGCUCAAGCCUUCGAUUUGCGUCAAAUUUUAAUCUCCAUGUCGAAAAUUAAUUGGGAAGUGAAAGAAGUCAUGUCACAACACAACGCCUACAUUGAUUUAAUCCUCCGAGAGGUACAGAUUUUUACAUUGCGAUUAGAGGAAGUCGCUCACAAAGUCCCAGUUUCCAUUGACGUUUCCACGUCUUUAUGGGAGAGUAUCGCCCAUAUAAUCACCCAUACUCUAGUUCAAGGGUUUAGCGAAGCGAAAAAAUGUUCAAAUGGGGGACGGGCUCUAAUGCAACUCGAUUUUAUUCAAUUUUUGACAAAAUUUGAAAAAAUUGCGGGGUUAAGGCCGGUCCCACAUCGCGAAUAUGUGGAAAAUUACAUAAAAGCGUAUUAUUUGCCCGAAUCUGAGCUGGAAAAGUGGAUUAAGGAACAUGGAGAAUAUUCAGCCAAACAUUUGUUUGGGUUGGUAUCUUGUGCGUGUCAGAGUAAUAAGAAGACGAGGCAUAGGCUUCUACAAGUGAUUGAUGGGGGGGACAGGGGGGAUAGGUAGUCUUUGGUUGAUUGUGAUACUUGAUAGGGCACAAAGUGACAUAAUACAGUUUUAUUUAUAUUUUUUUCAUUUACAGUUUCCUGUAAUCCAAAUUCAUUUAAAAACAUGAAUGUUUUUUUAUUGAAAUUCCAAGUUGUUAUUAAUACAUAAAAAUAAAGUAUAAAGUAAA